UUGACAAGUGCAGUUAGUGCUAUCUAGCGUGAUUUGUAUGAACUAAAAGCGUUAUCACUUUCCCUGCCUCUGCUGAUUUGGCAACGAAGCCAAUAUUUGUCUUUUGGUGUCCUUACUAAUAACGCUAUAUUUUCGAAAUGUUGAGGCUUCCGUUCUCAAGGGGCUUGCCUUGUGUGCGGGUUGUAUGGUCAGCAGCUGUGAGGGGAACUGCUAGCAAUCCUGCUCCGGAGAAGAUUGAGGUCUUCGUUGAUGAUAAAAGUGUGCUUGUUGACCCAGGAACUACAGUUCUUCAGGCAGCUGCAAUGGUAGGUGUUGAAAUCCCUAGAUUCUGCUACCAUGAACGUCUUUCUGUUGCGGGAAACUGCCGAAUGUGCUUAGUUGAAGUGGAAAAGUCACCCAAGCCUGUUGCUGCGUGUGCUAUGCCAGUAAUGAAAGGAUGGCGCAUCAAGACAAAUUCUGAAAUGACACGAAGAGCAAGAGAAGGCGUCAUGGAAUUCCUGUUGGUGAACCAUCCACUUGAUUGUCCAAUCUGUGAUCAAGGUGGAGAAUGUGAUUUACAGGACCAGAGUAUGGCCUUCGGCAGUGAUCGCUCUCGUUUCACUGAUAUUCAUCAUUCAGGAAAGAGAGCUGUAGAAGACAAAGAUAUUGGACCUUUGGUGAAGACAAUCAUGACUCGCUGCAUUCACUGCACCAGAUGUAUUCGUUUUGCAUCUGAAGUCGCAGGGGUGGAUGACCUAGGAACAACUGGCCGUGGUUCCGAUAUGCAAGUUGGAACUUACAUUGAGAAAAUGUUCCUGUCAGAACUAAGCGGUAACAUCAUUGAUUUGUGUCCUGUCGGUGCUUUGACUUCAAAGCCCUACUCAUUCACUGCUCGGCCAUGGGAAACACGCAAAACUGAAAGUAUUGAUGUGUUGGAUGCUGUUGGAAGUAACAUUAUUGUUUCUACAAGGACUGGAGAAGUCUUGAGAAUUCUUCCUCGUCUCAAUGAGGACAUCAAUGAAGAAUGGCUAGCUGAUAAGGCACGAUUUGCCUAUGAUGGACUGAAACGUCAAAGGCUGAUGACACCCAUGAUGCGUAACAAAGAUGGUGAACUCGUUGUUGUAGAUUGGGAGGAUGCUUUGAUUGCCACAGCCUCAGCGCUCAGCCAUGCUCAACCAGAUGAGAUUGCUGGUAUUGCCGGUGGCUUGGUUGAUGCAGAGGCUUUGGUAGCCUUGAAAGAUUUGUUGAAUCGACUAGGCUCCGAAAAUUUAGUCACUGAAACUAUUUUCCCAAUGGAGGGAUCUGGGACCGAUUUCAGAACUAAUUAUUUGGCCAAUUCAACCAUUGCAGGCAUUGAAGAAGCUGAUUUGGUGUUAUUGAUCGGAACAAAUCCUCGCUUCGAAGCGCCCUUGUACAAUUCGAGGAUUCGCAAGUCAUACCUUCAUAAUGAACAGAAUGUAGCUCUCCUAGGACCAAAAAUUAAUUUAACUUAUGAUUAUGAGCACCUAGGUGAUAGUGCUAGUGAUCUGAAAAAACUGGUUGACGGGUCGCAUCCAUUCAGUGCUAAAUUGAAAGCAGCAAAGCGACCACUCAUCGUUCUAGGCUCACAGCAACUAGCUCGAUCAGAUGGAGCUGCCAUUCUAUCUCAUGUCCAGCAAUUAGCGAAGAAACUCUCUUCCAGUGCGGAACCUGACUGGAAAAUUUUGAACGUGCUUCAUUCAAAUGCAUCCCAAGUUGCAGCAUUAGAUUUAGGUUACAAAGCAGGAACUGCUGAAAUCAGGCAAAAACCACUCAAAGUUGUGUAUCUCCUAGGAGCUGAUGAAGGCACCAUAUCGCCAAACGAUCUUGCCUCCGGCGGUGUUGUAAUUUAUCAAGGACAUCAUGGUGAUGUUGGAGCUAGUAUGGCUGAUAUUGUCCUGCCUGGCGCAGCUUACACCGAAAAACAAGGAACAUACGUCAACACUGAAGGGCGGGCACAACAAACUCUAGUCGCUGUUACUCCUCCAGGUCUUGCCCGAGAGGACUGGAAAAUCAUCAGAGCUCUGUCAGAGUUGGCUGGUUACAAACUUCCGUAUGAUACUCUCUUUGAAAUUCGGGAUCGUCUUGAUGAUAUUGCCCCUCAUCUGACAAGACAUGGUGAAGUUGAAGAAGCUAGUUUUCUGGAUCAGUCAGUUGAACUUUCAAAGAACAUCGCAAGUUCAUUUGACUCCUCACCAAUUGACGUGAAGCAGAAACAUUUAGAAGAUUUCUUCAUGACAGACGCCAUCAGUAGAGCAUCACCAACUAUGGCCAAAUGUGUCCAAGCUGUGUUGAAGCAGAAGCAAUCUAAAUAUUAUGAAGGAGAAGUUUAAAGGAGACAAAAAGCGAUUAGCUCGUGAUAAUUAGCCUAUCAGGCAAGUUUUAGCAUCUCCUUAAAUGAAUCAUGCACUGAAAAAUCAAUCUGAUAAAAAAUUACUCAAUGUUAUAAGAGCCUAGAACUAUAUUUAUUUAUCUUAGUCUUAUUCCAUCUCAUAACCUGCAGUGGAGACCGUAUGUACUUUUAUUGACACUUGUUUUUAUGCUGAAUUUUAAGUUUGAAUCAUUGAAGUAGCAAAUGGAAGGUCGUAAUUUUAGUGAUAUUUGAAGGUAUGUAUCUCCACGUCCUCCUAAAAAAAUGCUGAAGUGAGGCUCAAUUUUUUAAUGUUUUGCAUAUUUCACAUAUUUUCUCAUGGUUUUCUGAUUCUCAUUAUAGUUGCGAACAAAAUUCGGAAUGUCUCUUUCAAAUCUAGAAAAAGUCCAAUAAAGCAGGAAAAAAAGAAACUGCUUUUGAUAAGAUCUUUUUAAUUUUUAAAGUAAGACAAAAAACCUAUGUCAAAAAUUUUUUUGCAAAUAACCACAUCCAAGAUUUUAUGCCCAUGAUCUGUGAAAACUUUUUAAUGCAAGUCAUACAGCUGUCAGUAGCCAGUGAUCCUCUCUUGACCCAUAACAUUUAUCCUUGGUAUGUUUUAUCAACCUACAACAAAGGACAUUUUUUAAAGCUAUGUAAUUUUCUGAAAAGUUUACCUUUAUAUUUGAAGGAAUGCAGUUUUUCUGAGCUUACAUAUAGGAAUUUUCCCUCUUAUAAAUUAAUUCACAGCUAGUUAAUUGAUUCGCCAUCACUACCGUCUAUUCUCCAGCAAAGCUGCUGUCGGACUCCAUCAUUAAUCGAGUCUGCUCUGAAGUAUAGGACUGCUUAUCAUUUUGUAAUCACCAGAAGUAGAUAGAACUUCUGUGCAUUGUUCCUUUCCUGCAAGGCUUCCUGUUUGUAAAUUGAAUUGUUAUUGUAAAUAUUUGAAUACAUUGUUUACGUAAUCUUAA
Messenger RNA from Bemisia tabaci, 3315 nucleotides. It is a transcript of the gene ND-75, whose product is annotated as NADH dehydrogenase (ubiquinone) 75 kDa subunit. Gene Ontology annotation, biological process: ATP synthesis coupled electron transport. The record is from RefSeq and is a predicted model, not a curated record. NCBI's taxonomy places the organism in Eukaryota, Metazoa, Arthropoda, Insecta, Hemiptera, Aleyrodidae. Gene Ontology annotation, cellular component: membrane. Gene Ontology annotation, molecular function: NADH dehydrogenase (ubiquinone) activity; iron-sulfur cluster binding.